Messenger RNA from Mytilus trossulus (common blue mussel), 3565 nucleotides. RefSeq lists its product as uncharacterized. The record is from RefSeq and is a predicted model, not a curated record. Gene Ontology annotation, molecular function: protein binding. NCBI's taxonomy places the organism in Eukaryota, Metazoa, Mollusca, Bivalvia, Mytilida, Mytilidae. The coding region runs from base 68 to 3181 and encodes 1037 amino acids. The transcript has 3 exons.
GAGGCGUAUUAAGGCAAACUAUUACGAUAUCAUCACGACAAUAGACUACGAAGCUAUAACUAAAUAUAUGAUAAGCAAAAACAUUUUACGCAAAGAGGACCUGCAUAUUAUAUCAUUCAAAGGAAUAAGGAGAAAGGACAAGAAUCAGGAACUACUUCAAAAACUAUGGAGAGGAUCCCAGGCUUGGUUUGACCAUUUCAUUCAAGCUUUACAAAUCCAUGGAUAUUCAACACUUGCUAAUCAGAUCUUAGAAACGCACGUUGACCUUUGUGAUGAAUUUGACCAGGAUUUGAGUGAUGAUGAUGAUGGUAAUAAAAACAUCCCACAGUACAACAGAGAGCUUAACACAAAAUACAUCCAUGAUUGGCUCGAUGAAGACAAACGUUUUAGUCAAACAACCGCUUCAAAGAAACUGGAAGAACAGAUUAAAGAAAAUAACUGCAUUCUUGUAGUUGGAGACUCAGGAGAGGGUAAAACAUCUUUAAUAAGACAUCUUGCCGUCAAGUUGUGGUUAGAAGAAGAUUACGAUAUAGUGCCUAUAGUAAUGGUACCACUUAUUAUAAGAAACUUCUACAAUGCAGAUAGGAAACAAGUAUUUGUAGUAGAUGAGUUUUGUGGAAGGGACACGAUUAACAGAACGUCUGUUGAUCUUUGGGUUCUACCGCAUUAUACAACACUUUUUGAUGAUAUUAUCGAGGCUAAAAUACGUUUAGAUAAAAAAGAUAUUGCUAAGAAAAACAUUAAAAUAUUAAUAGCUUGUGACAGUGCAGUUUAUAAUGAUCCAUCAUUUAGAAUGCUUGAUUUUUAUAAACAGUACACUUUCAGUCUAUCAAAAUGGCCUUUAUCAGACAAUGAGCGAGAAAUAAUGAUAAAAAAUAAAUUGUUUCACGCUAAUAUGAUUGACAGCAUAAAGGGUUUAAGUUUUCCAUUACUCUGUAAGCUUUCUAAGGGGAAAUCAAACGAUCAAAUUCGGAAAUUCUUUGAAAGACCAAUUGAAUGGAUAACAAUUGAUAUAAACAAGAUUAAAGAACAGCAACGUUAUCAGUUCUUUCUAAUAAGUCUUUUGGUCAUAUUAGAUAACCAAUUAAAUGUUAAUUGGCUGGAUGCACAAACAUUACCUGAAGAGAAAAAAAGAUCAGUAGUUGGCAUAUUCAAACUUUUGUUUUUAAAUCUUUGGGAUAAAACAGUAAAAGCCGAAUUGGAGAAAAAUCUUGAUAUUUUGGAAAAGACCUUUGUUGUUAGGAGCGAAAAAACUUGUAGUUUUGUACACAACAAGAUUUACGAUAUUUCUGCAGUAAUAUGUGGUGAAUACUUUUUUUGCCAUUUUGUUAAACAUGCAAGUAGUAUGUUCAUUGCAGAAAGAUACAAACUUGAAACAAUACACAAUGAAACAGCUGAAAAGGAAAUGCUUAUUUCCAUUAAAACGGAAAAUGAGACCUUGUAUUUUGAUAGACUGAUUAAUGAUUUAGAAAAUGGUGAUACUUGUAGCUUUUUUCACAAUAGACAACUGGAAGAUAAAAUGUAUCGUAAACAAUUUCUAAAAUAUUGUCGAGAACAUCACAUUUUUAUUAGAAUUAAAGAUUGCAUAUCAAAUUUAAAAGCCAGGCAAAAUAACAAUGCAUGCCAAAGAGAUAGAAAUAUAUCCAUCACGGACAGGAAGAAUUAUGAUCAUGACUCGUUUUAUAUUGAAUUAAAAGAAAAACGCAGUCAUGAUAUUAGCAGCUUGGGUAAACCUUUAAUUGAAUCGGUAAUAGAGGGAUAUGCCGAUAUUGUUGAUUUUGCAUUGGAAGUAGGAUGUGAUAUAAACGGUACUCAUACUUUUGGCAGGUCAUCUAUUUACUUUGCAGCGCUUUUAAAUCAUAUAGACAUAAUGAAAUUACUCAUCGAAAGAAAAGCUGAUAUAUCUGUGCGUGAUCAUAAAGGCAGAUCUGCUUUAUAUGUUUGUUGCAAGAAAGGUCAUGAACAAAUUGUUGAUGUUUUGCUUCAAACAAACCUCGACAUUUCACAGUGCGAUGACAAAAAAAGGACACCACUGCACGCAGCAUCUAAAAAAGGACAUGAACAUGUUGUUAAACUAUUAUUGGAUAAAAAGCACGCCGUAGAUUUAUUGGAUAUCGAAAAACAUACACCUUUAUUUCUGGCAUCUGGACGCGGCCAUACAGAAACGGUAAGAAAAUUAAUACAAGCAGGUUCAAGUAUAUCUAUUAAAGAUAAAAAUGGAUGGACACCACUUUUUGCUGCGUGCAAAAGUGGUAGAAAAGCAGUAGCAGAAUUACUUAUAGAAAUGAAAGCCAGCAUAUCAGAAUGUGACGAGAAUGGUCGAUCACCACUGCUUAUUGCCUCAAGCAAUGGACGUGACGAAGUCGUCAAACUGUUGAUACAAAAUAAAGCUGACAUUUCAAAAUGUGAUAUUAAGAGUCGUUCAGCAGUUUACAUUGCUUGCAAAGGUGGACAUAAAACAACAGUGAAUAUAUUAUUGCAUAAUCAUUGUUCUGUCAAUGUAUGUAAUAAAAAGGGCAACUCACCACUUCAUGUUGCAUGCGAUAAACGAAAUCUUGAAAUUGUAAAAGUUUUGCUCAGUUAUAAUCCUUCCGACGAAACGUUGGAAUGUAAAAAUCAAGCAGUUUAUUAUGUCAGACAUGAACACGACAAGUUGGAGGCAAUUGCAUCCUCAUUUGAAAAUAAACAAAAUAUUAAUAUAUUUAAUGCUGAAGGAGAUUCUCCUUUGCAUGUUGCUUGCAAACGUGGAGACCAAGAAAUAGCGACAAUGCUUGUGAAGAACGGCGCAGAUAUAAAUCAUUCGAACGAUGUAGGCAAGCAGCCCUUGCAUAUAGCUUGUAGUGAUGAUCAUUAUGAAAUAGUUGAUAUGUUAUUAUCGAAAUCUGCUGUCAUUGAUGGUCGUGAUAAAGAAGGAACAACACCGCUUAUAGCUGCUUCAAAAAAUGGUCGAGCUAAGAUAAUACGACUGUUGUUAGAAAAAGGCGCCGUACCCACAACUUUUGACAGGAAAAAGAGGUCACCAUUGCAUUUUGCUUGUAUUCAAGGAUUUGAAGAAAUCGUUCAUACUCUUCUCGAUAAAGCACCCUUAUUAGUUUCAGAGAAGGACAUUGCAGGGAAAACAGCACUCGACUUUGCAAACGAAAACGGACAUUCUAACAUUGUGCAAUUUUUGAGUAAAUAAGGACAUUUUUCAAUAAUAAGAAUAACAGUACAUGAUUUAAUGUAAUAGCAGUUUUGUGACUUGUGUGAAACUAACAUGACAUGAAAUAUAAUUUAUGUCUUGUAAAUUUACUAUCAAAAACUUUGAGAUCGAUCGAAAUACUAAGUAACUUCUUCUCGAUUGUUUUCUCUCCAACUCUGUUUCGAACGACUCUGAUCAAUGUUGUACUAACGAAACGCAAGUCUGGUGUACACAUUAAUAGUGUCUUAAAUAGAAAAAAAACUUAAACUGUCGGUACCUAUGAUCCAUGUAAUUGAUGCAUCAUCAUCUUAGUGUUUGUCCUAUAACAAAUAAACAAGACGUAUUGCUGGUCAGAACUAUGAGUAGCAGAUGCGAGUCCUUGGA